Trichomonas vaginalis G3 is the source of this 1587-nucleotide messenger RNA. Its product is annotated as thioredoxin-like family. The record is from RefSeq and is a predicted model, not a curated record. Lineage: Eukaryota; Parabasalia; Trichomonadida; Trichomonadidae. The transcript has a single exon. Gene Ontology annotation, cellular component: endoplasmic reticulum. The coding region runs from base 1 to 1587 and encodes 528 amino acids. Gene Ontology annotation, biological process: protein folding; response to endoplasmic reticulum stress. Gene Ontology annotation, molecular function: protein disulfide isomerase activity.
AUGUUUUCCUUCCUCAUUUCAUUAGGUCUCUCAAUAUAUCUACCUUAUUCGGAUACCGAGCGCAUUGCUAUUCAGUUUUGGGAUAACGAAACUAUCAAUAAUUAUUCCGCAAAUAUCCCUAAUUUUGCGUUAUUAGUUGUAAAUCCAAAUGACCCAGACAAUACUUAUGGAGCUUUAGCAUCAUUUGCAUCAGCAGGCAGUCUGGUUUCUAAGGAUAUUGUAAUUGGCUACACAUAUCCAUCAGAAAUCCAAGAGAUAAUGGAAAGCUUUGAAGGACAGCUUCCAAUUGUAAUGUGUAUCAGUAACGGUCAGGUGUUUACCUCAUUCGAGCUACCUAGCCAGGAAACUUACAUUCUUAAACAACUUGAUUCAAUUUUCUACGGACCAAUGGAUAUGUUAGAAUCACCAGAAGAUUGCAACAAGUAUCUUACUAACCUUGACUACACAAUCAUCGCACGCGCUAACAAUAUUGACGAUGCAAUGUAUCUUUUAGAAAUAAGCUUACCACAACUCGGAACAUGUGGUAUAAUUCUUGGUUCUACAAAGAUGUUUGAGACUAUUGGUGCUGCUGACUACCCAUUUGCUAUAUUCAGAAGAGAUGAUUUAGUUAUUGCGCCAAUUGAGAAUUCAACAGAGUCACUUUUGAAUGCAUCAAUUCCAUAUUAUGCUAUUUUCAGUGACGAAGACUUUGCAGACCCAGAAACAAUCGUUGUCGGCUUAAUGAACCCAGAUAUGGUCGAAAAUCAAGAAAUAAGUGACGCAUUGUUCGAAAUUUCCACGAAAUUCCCUGAAGUCAAGGUCGGCAUCAUCACAGAUCAACAAAUGAACUAUGCUUAUCGAAUGAUAGAUUAUAUUCCCGAAAAAUUCCCAGCAUUAGCCAUUUUUAACUUCGAGCAAGGCUACUACUAUUCAACAGGAUUCCUCCAGAACAUCACAAUCGGUCCAGAAUGGACAGAAAAAGUGGUUGAUCUUUUGAAUGGAAUCUUGAACGGAACAGUCAAGAAGAUGUUGUUGUCAGAAGAUAUCCCACAGACCCAGGAGAAUCCAAACUUCGUCAAAGUGGUCGGAAAGAACUUUGAUGAGUUCAUUUCGGAUAAUGAAAAGAGUUCUUGCAUCAUGUUCAUCAAUGGCAAUAAAAUGGAUGGUUUCUCUGAUGUCUUUGAAGAGAUUGCAAACGAAUUUAAUAAGAAUGGAACAGAUAAAAUUAAAUUCGGUUUCUUCAACAUUUUGACAAACGCUGCCGAAUCAAUGCCACGUCUUUUAAGAGUUCCUCAUGUCGAAUUGUUCAUUGCUGGUAAGAAUAAGUCAGUUCCAAUGCUUGAUAUAUUAAAUAGAAACGGUUUCAUCAGAUUUUUGGCCGAAAACCUUCCAGAAUUGAAUAUUGAAGCACCAAAGAUGGAGAAUGAGGAUGGAUGGAGUCUUAUCCGUAUCUAUUCCAAGAAUCUCAACCAAUACGGCGGAAAGGACAGAGAAUUACUCGAAAAUUAUAUUAACGAACUCACAAAGAAGAUGCCGCCAAUGCCUGAAAUGCCUGAAGAUGAAGAAUACUCUGAUGAUGAAGAAGUUAAUAUUAACGAGGAAUUAUAA